Molecule: messenger RNA, 1941 nt
Organism: Raphanus sativus (radish)
Lineage: Eukaryota; Viridiplantae; Streptophyta; Magnoliopsida; Brassicales; Brassicaceae
Product: probable serine/threonine-protein kinase PBL23
Exons: 7
Coding region: 242-1399 (385 amino acids)
Biological process (GO): protein phosphorylation
Molecular function (GO): protein kinase activity; ATP binding
Source: RefSeq, a predicted model, not a curated record
UCCAACAUAAAGGUUCUUAGUAGGAAAAAAUAAUUCUAAUUUUGUUUUUUCUUCUUCUUUUGGGGCCAAAAGAGACCAGAUUAACGUUUGGUUUCUUCAAAGGCCAAACCUUUUGUUCUUAUUUUUUUUUUCUCAGGAAACCCUUUUGCCAUCUUGGUUUCCAAUCCAUGAAACUGGAGUAACCAAUAAUCUUCUUGUAGUAUCAAUCAGAAAGAUACAUAAAAACAUAUACGUUAUAACAAUGAAACUGAAUUGCUUGUUAUGUUGCAUGUCCGAGAGGCGUUUUACCAGACGAUCAUCAUCGAGACCAAGCAUCAAAGACUGCAUUCAUGCAAAUAACAAUCUUUCUAGAUUUGACAACAUCUCUUUUAAAACAGAUAGCAGUAGGCGAAGAUACAUAUCAGAGGAGAUAGCAAAACUCGGGAAAGGGAACAUCAGUGCUCAGAUCUUUACGUUCAGAGAGCUCAGUGUCGCCACCAAGAACUUUGAUCCCGAGAAUCAGCUCGGUGAAGGCGGUUUCGGAAGGGUUUACAAAGGGCACAUAGAAAACCCUGAAAAGGUUGUUGCUGUUAAGCAGCUAGACAGGAAUGGCUACCAAGGAAACAGAGAGUUCCUUGUUGAAGUCAUGCUGUUGAGUCUCUUGCAUCAUCAAAACCUUGUCAAUUUGGUUGGAUAUUGCGCAGACGGUGAUCAACGGAUACUUGUCUAUGAAUAUAUGCAAAAUGGCUCGUUAGAAGAUCACCUUCUCGAAUUGGUGCGGAACAAGAAGAAACCGUUGGAUUGGGACACAAGGAUGAAAAUUGCAUCAGGUGCAGCUAGAGGGCUCGAGUAUCUACACGAAACGGCUGAUCCUCCUGUGAUCUACAGAGACUUCAAGGCCUCAAACAUAUUACUUGACGAAGACUUCAACCCAAAGCUUUCAGAUUUCGGUUUAGCUAAAGUUGGUCCGACCGGUGGAGAGACUCAUGUGUCGACGAGAGUGAUGGGAACGUACGGCUACUGUGCCCCUGAGUAUGCUCUCACGGGACAGCUCACAGUUAAAUCCGAUGUUUACAGCUUCGGAGUCGUGUUCUUGGAAAUGAUCACAGGGAGAAGAGUCAUCGACACCACGAAACCAACUCAAGAACAGAAUCUAGUGACUUGGGCGAGUCCGUUGUUUAAAGAUAGGAGAAAGUUCACGUUGAUGGCGGAUCCGUUGCUUGAAGGGAAGUAUCCGGUCAAAGGAUUGUAUCAAGCGCUUGCAGUUGCAGCAAUGUGUCUUCAAGAAGAUGCGGAAACGAGGCCGAUGAUGAGCGAUGUAGUCACUGCGCUUGAGUUCUUAGGAACGAACAAAGGCGAAGAGAAUAAUGAAAUAGAUAACAAGAACAAAGAAAGAGAAGAUGAAAGAUCUAUGCUUUAAGCAUUUUCUUAAUGUCUUGAUAAUACGUUGCACAAAUCUGUAAAACAUCAUCAUGGAAUCAGGUUUUGGAGUUACAACAACCAUUAUCAUGCACAAAUUUGCGUAAGAAAAUAGAGAAAGGGUCUGCAGCAUAAAGAGAAUUCUCAAGCAGUAUUCCAACUACAUGGGGAUGCUUACGGUUGAAGGUACCUAUACUUUUGAAAUUAGUAGCCUAAAGAGACAAGCCUAAGCUCGAGGAGCUUCUUAGAGCCGGCGCUGACUUCACAGUUCAAGACGCUGAUGGAAGAAACCGCUCUUGACAGAUCAAGCAGCGAGCAGAUCCGUGAUGUGAUUCUUGGAUCACUCACUCAAAAGGCUUGACAAAAAUCUUCAAUAGCCUCUUCUUACAGAGAAGUCAUGUCUGUUUUUUGGUACCUACUUGGUAAAUCUCAGUUCUGUCUCGAUGUGUUUCUUUUAAGUUUGGUCCAACAAUGUCUAAAGAUGCUGCAGCUUUUCAUUACCAAAAAGCCAACUUUUUUCUCUUAGCAAAGGGUCAACUUAGA